Chara braunii is the source of this 2725-nucleotide messenger RNA. NCBI's taxonomy places the organism in Eukaryota, Viridiplantae, Streptophyta, Charophyceae, Charales, Characeae. The record is from the annotation of a GenBank genome assembly.
GAAAUCAAUCUGAAGGAGACCUGUGCGAUGCGGCUUUUUUUUGGGAUCUGCAAUUCGAUGUAUGCGUAUGGGAAGUUUCCAUUCCCGUGAGAACACUGAGAAUCAUCUUGAGUUGUGGCACCCACCAUCUCCAACGCGACUUCCCUUCGGCAGGAGAGGCUAAGCACUUGAGCUGAUCAGCAAUGGGGAGCUCGGGCUUUCGAUCUGCAAAAAGAGAAAGAGACAGGUCCAAGUUCUUGCCAGCGGUGAUAGUGGUGGUGGUACUAUGUGGGCUCUUCUUCUACUUGGGCAGGAUGGGGGUGAUGCCUCCGGCGCCAACAACGAACACGGGUGUAGUUAACCAAUUUUCAGAGCUUGUCCGCCCCGAUGCAAAUGAAGAAGUAAAACUGGAGCGAAGUUUUGAACCGUGCGCUAAUGAGUUUGUCGACUACACUCCCUGCGAAGAUACGAAGCGUUCGCUCGGCUUCCCUCGCGAGCACUACGAGUACCGUGAACGUCAUUGCCCAAGGCAGGAUGAGCUACUGCGGUGCCUCAUUCCCCCGCCGAAAGGGUACCGAAAGUCGGUGCCCUGGCCGGAAAGCCGACGUUCGGUGUGGUAUAAUAACGUCCCAUUCCUCCACCUCACAAGAGAGAAAGCGAAUCAGAAUUGGGUGAAGCACGAUCCGGAAAGUGGGCGGUUGAUAUUCCCCGGAGGCGGAACGAUGUUUCCGAACGGUGCUACUGCGUACAUCAACGACAUGGACACGUACUUGCAUUUUGGAGAGCGUAAGAUUAGAACGGCGCUCGAUGCUGGCUGCGGCGUUGCCAGUUGGGGAGCGUACCUGCUUGAUCGUGACAUCCUUACGGUGUCAUUUGCACCAAGAGACACUCAUGUGGCGCAGGUCCAGUUUGCGCUAGAACGAGGCGUUCCGGCCAUCAUUGGCAUUCUUGCCACCAAGCGCCUCCCGUAUCCUUCAAACUCCUUCGACCUCGCCCACUGCAGUCGCUGCCUGAUCCCAUGGUAUGAUCGGGACGGCCUCUUCUUGAUCGAAAUCAACCGUCUGCUUCGCCCAGGCGGGUACUGGGUGCUGUCCGGUCCUCCUGUCAAUUGGCAGCAGCACGAGAAGGAAUGGCACAACGUGGAAGAUGACCAGCGCAAAGUCAUGUCGGACAUUGAGACAAUUGCAGAAAGGCUUUGCUGGGAGUAUGUUGCCAAGGGAGGAGAGGCGGGCGAUUUCGCGAUCUGGCGGAAACCGCGAGAUGGGAAAUGCUACAGCGAGAGGCAAGCGGGUGCGACGCCCCCGGUCUGUGGUGACGGCGACAAUCCCGAUGCGGCUUGGUACACACCGAUGACUAGCUGUCUCGCACCAUUGCCAAACGAAGAAGACCCAGCGUCCAUCGACCUAAUUCCUCGUUGGCCUGAUCGUCUGAACACGCCGAGUCCUCGGCUGGCAAACAUUGUCGACAGCGAGGGCAGGCCGAUGUUUAGCAAUGUGGAUUUCAACCAAGAUAGCGCAAAAUGGAAGAAGGCGGUGGACUUUUACGCGGGCUCCGUGCUUCCUGACAUUGCAAAGAAGAGCUUCCGCAAUGUUCUCGACAUGAAUGCCGGGCUUGGUUCCUUUGCAGCGGCACUUCACGACCUGGUUGGGUCAUUGGCCUGGGUCAUGAAUGCUGUCAUGUCGUCUGGACCCAACACUCUCCCCGUGAUCUUCGAUAGAGGACUGAUUGGAACUUAUCAGGAUUGGUGUGAGGCUUUCUCCAGCUACCCGCGGACAUACGAUCUAAUCCACGCUGCGAGCAUCUUCGGGCACUAUGGCAGCAAUUGCGACCCCGUCGACAUCCUCCUCGAGAUGGAUCGCCUCCUGCGACCGGAGGGAUCGGUCAUCAUCAGAGAUAACAAGUCGCACGUGAAGAAGGUGGCAAGAAUAGUGAAGGGUAUGAGAUGGGACUGCAAGGGCUGGAAAAGCGAAGACGCUGCCGGAGCCGACAGGUUGCUGGUCUGCAAAAAGCAGAAUUGGGCUGAUCCUGAGGCUGGUCCUGCGAAAGAUGUGACUACCGCCGAGUAAUAGAUAACAAAAAAAGUGCCGCACCCCUCUUCCCACCUGUCCUUGCCCGCCCGGGUGCCCGCCCGGGUGCUGCCGCCCUGACGUUAACAUAUUCGAUAGCAGAUCCCUUCCAUUGGAACUUCAAUCAGGAUUGGUGUGAGGUCUGCUCCCACCCAAGUUAUCUGCACGCCUACGAUAUCUCAUCUGACGCGUGCGAUCUGACGCGUGCGUCGAGGAGAUAUCGUUUUACGUUUUUACAUAUGAUUCAGGCAAUUGUGAAUGGUUGUCAUUCUUCGUCUUCUGGAGGAGGGGGUCGGGUGGGUUUCGCUGACCUGAGGGCGGUCCGCUAUGACCAGGGAUGGAGAAGGGUUUGCCGUCUCCAAUACGAAGAAGAGAGAAUAGUGAAGCAAAUGGAAGAGUGACAUGAAAUGAUGCCAAGUAACUAACUGGUGGUCUGCGAAAACGCCGAAAAGAACAGCGGGGGUUGGAACGGGUGGUAGGAUAGCACGCAGUGCACCUGUGGAAGCUCUCUUCUUUUUGUUUCUUAAGGCUGAUGCUGCUGAGUAGACUAUAGGCAACGCUCUGCCUGCGAUAAUCAUGGUUGAUGGCUUUCUGCAAUCCUGCAAGGCGCGCGGGGCCGCCAGAGUAUGGCUAUGGGUCCUUUCUACGGUCUGCGGAGUCGAUAAAACCGGAAAAAGUUA